Molecule: messenger RNA, 2129 nt
Organism: Dendroctonus ponderosae (mountain pine beetle)
Lineage: Eukaryota; Metazoa; Arthropoda; Insecta; Coleoptera; Curculionidae
Gene: Not10
Product: CCR4-NOT transcription complex subunit 10
Exons: 14
Coding region: 76-2067 (663 amino acids)
Biological process (GO): negative regulation of translation; mRNA catabolic process
Cellular component (GO): CCR4-NOT complex
Molecular function (GO): protein binding
Source: RefSeq, a predicted model, not a curated record
GUCAUAACCGUUGCGUAAAACGUCAACAUUGAAGAUUGGAUGUAAACAAAGCGACUUUGAGCCCCAAAGACGACGAUGGAUAAGGGCCCCGAGUUGGUGUCCGAUGCGGAAAGAGACCUGGCCUUGAAUGCCCUUAACGAGUUCAAAAAGCGGAAUUUCAACGGUUGCCUGCAAACUAUCGGCAGGCUGGAAAGCAGCCGCGCCAGAGACUUCAAAGUGCUGCACAACCGCGCGAUUGUGGAAUACUUUCGAAGCGAUCUGAAGAAGACUGAGCACUUCAAACAGAACCUCAACAAUCUAUGUGCACAGUUUAAAAUCAAGGUGGACAAACUGGAGGAGAUCGACUAUUGCAUCGCUCAGUUCAACCAGGCAGUAAUCUUGUUUCAUCAGAAGGAGUAUACCGCAGCGCAAGCAAUAAUGGACCGGGUUUACAAGUUUAUUGAACCGAUGGAGGAAAGCUUAGCCAAGCAGGUGAGUCUGUUGGCAAUCGAGCUGCAGCUGGUGUUGAGGCGCCCGGAUAAGGCCCUGACCCUCAUCAGCUAUCUGGAGAACAGUCUCAUGUAUGGGGGCAGCAUCCCCUUGAAGGGCCUGGACAAGCUGGGCAGGGACAAAAAGUUGCCCUUGCCAGACCCCAAGCCCAUCCCGGAGGAGUUUCAGCGCAAGCUGCUCCAGUACAAAGUGCGCUGUUACUUGCUGAACCACUCUGUAUCGCUUGCCAGUAAGGAGCUCUCAGCAAUGCUCAAAGACAAAUCAAAAGUGGACUUAAUGUUUCUGACCGCCAACCUGGAGUACAUAAAAGGCAACCUGAAGGAGUCCCUAAAGGUGCUGUUGAGUAUUCCAGAGGACGCGCUGAUAUACAAUGAAUACGGAGAAUCAUCCAAAGUGCUGCUGAACAACAACUUGGGAAUCCUUCACCAUGCGCUGGGCAAGCAGCACCUUGCAAGCCACUACUUCCAGACGGCUCUGAAAGAGGACAUCAGCCUGUGGCAGGCUGUGAAGAAGCAGGACAGCAAUGAUCAGUACCUGUACAUCCGAGGCGGCUGCAAACAUCACGAAAUCACCUAUAAUUUGGGCGUGGCGCUGCUGCAUGCAGGUCGAGCGUCCGAGGCGUUUGACUGCUUGAUUUUCGCAGUGCGACGGUACCAUCGAAACGCCCGGCUCUGGCUGCGAGUGGCCGAAUGCUGCAUUGCUGUGCACAAGGGGAGCAACGAAGUGGACUUUGAUGUACAGAAGAAGCAAAAGUCCUUAAUCGAGGAAGUGGUGGGUUCAGGGACCAAUCGCAAAGUGGUGCUGACCAGCAACUUGUCCACGGACAAGAAGUACAAUUUUGAGAGUAUCUCCUACGCGAUUCCGGUGCCCACAUUGGAAUUCGCCACAUUCUGCCUACGCAACGCCAAAGCGCUGUUGCCGGCCGAUGCGGCAGAGGCGCCCCAAGAGCCCCUGUUCCUGGUGCCAGGCGUCACCCCACCAGCGCCCCCACCAAGCCCUACGCUCGCGCCUUCAAGCCCGUCCUGCACGCAGGAAAUUCAGGGACUGAAAAACGCAAUAUUGGCAGCCACUGCCUACGUGUGCUUGUGUCUGGGCGAUUACGUCACUGCAUUGGGCUUCGCCAAAGAUCUGCUAGCGCAGGAGAGGAUUUCCGGCGUUCACAAACUAUUGGGGAACAUGUACACAGCCGAGUGUCUAGUUCUUUGUGACCGAAUCCCGGAAGCUCUAGAUUACCUGGACCCCAAUACUAUCCAGGACAUCAGCUUCCAUUUACCGCAAGAGGACAACGAUGAAAACCUGGUCAAUACUCGGCCGCCGUUAGGCUGGUUCCCCAACAACAUGGAAACCGUGCACGCCGUGAUGCAAUACAAUAUUGCGGUAGCCAAGACUAUCAGAGGCCAGCUGGACCAAGCCGGGCAACUACUGAAGCAAAUAUGGCAACAGCAUCAGGCACAGGCCUGCCAGGUGCCGGUGCACAUCUUCAUGCUCUUUAUCUACAUCGAAUUGAGGCUAGGGCAUUCGGAGGUUGCCCGAAAUCUCCUGAGGCAGUUCUCGAUGCAACCACGGGUUUCUGGAUGAUUGCACCGCAGGCUUAUGUGUAACUUCAGUUUAUUUAAUUAUUAAACAUCGCUCACUAUCUA